Messenger RNA from Arachis ipaensis, 2324 nucleotides. RefSeq names its product Threonyl-tRNA synthetase. Gene Ontology annotation, molecular function: ATP binding; threonine-tRNA ligase activity. Lineage: Eukaryota; Viridiplantae; Streptophyta; Magnoliopsida; Fabales; Fabaceae. Gene Ontology annotation, cellular component: chloroplast; mitochondrion; cytoplasm. The record is from RefSeq and is a predicted model, not a curated record. Gene Ontology annotation, biological process: threonyl-tRNA aminoacylation.
UUCUUUUACUCCACCGUAACCGCCAUGGUGCCCCACCCCAAGGACGAGGCGUACUUGAACGCCGCCAUUCCGAAGCGUAUCAAGAUGUUCGAGUCCAUCCAGGCCGAGCAGAAAACCCAGCGCCUCUCACUGUCGCCGGAUCCAAUCAAGGUCACACUUCCCGACGGCACGGUCAAGGACGCCUCCAAGUGGCAAACAACGCCGUUCGAUGUGGCGAAAGAGAUUUCUAAGAACCUCGCCAACAACGCACUCAUCGCGAGGGUCAAUGGUGUGCUAUGGGACAUGGCCAGGCCUCUCGAGCAGGAUUGCGAACUCAGGAUCUACAAGUUCGAAGACGACGAAGGCCGCGAUACGUUCUGGCAUUCUAGCGCUCACAUUCUUGGCCAGUCGCUUGAGAUGGAGUACGGAUGCAAGCUCUGCAUUGGGCCUUGUACUACAAGAGGAGAGGGUUUCUAUUAUGAUGCGUUUUAUGGUGACUUGGGAUUGAAUGAUGAUCAUUUCAAGCAAAUUGAGGCUGGGGCGUUGAAGGCAGCUGGGGAGAAACAACCUUUUGAGCGCAUUGAAGUAACACGUGAUCAAGCACUUGAGAUGUUUUCAGAUAAUAAGUUCAAGGUUGAAAUUAUCAAUGAUUUGCCUGCUGAUAAAACUAUCACAGUAUACAGAUGUGGUCCACUAGUAGAUCUGUGUCGUGGACCACAUAUACCCAAUACUUCCUUUGUUAAGGCAAUUGCCUGUUUGAAGGCUUCUUCAGCAUAUUGGAGGGGGAACAAAGAUCGGGAUACUUUACAAAGAGUUUAUGGCAUAUCUUAUCCUGAUCAGAAGAGUUUAAAGGAAUAUUUGCUUAGGCUGGAGGAGGCUAAAAAGUAUGAUCACAGGAUUUUGGGAGUGAAACAGGAGCUUAUUUUUCAUCAUGAAUGGAGCCCAGGAAGCUGGUUUUUCCUUCCACAUGGUGCACUAGUAUACAACAAAUUGAUAGAUUUCAUACGGAGUCAAUACAGAGUCAGGCGAUAUCGAGAGGUCAUAUCUCCAAAUGUAUUUAACAUGGAUCUCUGGGAGCAAUCUGGUCAUGCUGCAAAUUAUAAAGAGAACAUGUUUACCUUGGAGAUUGAAAAGCACGAAUUUGGGCUGAAACCAAUGAAUUGCCCAGGGCACUGCUUGGCCUUCAAGCAAAGAGUUCGCUCGUACAGGGAACUUCCUCUUCGCAUGGCUGAUUUUGGGGUCUUGCAUAGAAAUGAGGCUAGUGGUGCUUUGAGUGGAUUGACGCGUGUUAGGAGAUUUCAGCAGGAUGAUGCACAUAUUUUUUGCAGGGAGUCUCAGAUAAAGGAUGAAGUUAGAGAAGCCUUGAAGUUCAUCGAUUAUGUCUAUGAAAUAUUUGGUUUCACAUACGAUCUCAAGCUUUCAACGAGGCCUGAGAAUUCCUUAGGAGAAAAAGCAACAUGGGAGAAAGCUGAAAGUGCCCUUAAGGAAGCUCUGGAUGAAUUUGGGAAGCCUUGGCAGCUGAAUGAAGGGGAUGGUGCAUUCUAUGGACCAAAGAUUGAUAUCAAUGUAUCUGAUGCAUUGAGUAGGAAAUUUCAGUGUGCAACUUUGCAGCUUGAUUUCCAACUACCUGAUCGUUUUAAGUUGGAAUACUCGGCUGAGGAUGAAGCCAAGAUUGAGAGGCCUGUCAUGAUACACAGGGCCAUUCUAGGAUCUGUUGAGCGCAUGUUUGCCAUACUUUUAGAGCACUACAAGGGUAAAUGGCCCUUCUGGCUAAGUCCUCGUCAAGCAAUUGUUUGCCCUGUGUCAGAGAAAUCACAAGCUUAUGCAGAGAAGGUGAAUGAUGAAAUCUACAGCAAAGGGUUUCAUGUUGAUGUUGAUUUAACAGAUAGGAAGAUUCAAAAGAAGGUGCGAGAGGCUCAGCUAGCACAGUACAACUACAUCUUGGUUGUUGGAGAGCAGGAAGCUGAAACUGGACAGGUGAGCGUGCGGGUAAGAGAUAAGGCGGACCUUACCACUAUGAGUAUUGAGGGCCUGCUCGAACGGUUCAGUGAAGAUGCAAAAAAUUUCCGUUGAAACUUUUGUGAAAGCUGUUGUUGCAAAAAAUAUUAUUUUUGUCAUUUAUAUUCUCAACCUAACAAUGUAGUAUGAUUUUAGCUAUGGAUGCCCACUGUUUUUCCUAAUUGUUAUUGCUAACAUAAUGUGAAUUUUGUUUAUACUUGUAACGCGCUGAUAGAUCCGUGUAUUGACUGCUAGAGUCUAGACUACAUGCCAGACCUGAUUUGGUAUUUGGUUUUGGGGGAACAAUCAUUUUUAUUAUUUAAUUUUAUUUUUUUCUCGUUUGAAUU